This is a messenger RNA of Eublepharis macularius, 1544 nucleotides long. RefSeq lists its product as uncharacterized. The record is from RefSeq and is a predicted model, not a curated record. The transcript is spliced from 8 exons. NCBI's taxonomy places the organism in Eukaryota, Metazoa, Chordata, Lepidosauria, Squamata, Eublepharidae. Bases 365 to 1207 code for a protein of 280 amino acids.
UGCUGAUGCACCUGGAGGACUUCUGCUGCUGCCUGGUUUGAGAUUUGGGUGGAAAAGAGCUGAUGAUGAAGGCUAUUGCAGAGAGUGGAUUAUUUGGGUUUCCCGAAUACCUCACUGUCACUUUCAGCCUGAGGCCAUAGUUUGCAGAAAGCCAAGAAAGUGGAAGCUUUCCUAACUUCUUCAGGCUGGCCACUCCAUAAGCCUCCAAAAGCUCACCCUUCCCUACAUCCUUCUCUCCUUCAAACCUACUAGACAACUUGCCUUUUAUCUGCCCACCCCAAUCUUCAACUGUAUUUCUUAAUUUACUUCAUUUAUAACUGCCUUUCUCCACUGUGAGGACCCAUUGCAGCUUACAUCAUGUUUCAUGCCUCCAUAUUAUCCUCGCAACAACCCUGAGAGAAUGGCAAGGAAAACAUCAGCAGAUGGAGUUCAUGGACAAAUGGAAGAAGAGAAGAAGCAGGAAGACCACCAGACAACACCAGAGAAAGCGCUGGAAAAAGAGAGAGAUUUAAACACUCUGGGUUCAGAGAGUACCGACGGAAUUGAUAGCCCAUGGGCAGAUGCAGGUGGUCACCCCACACCUGAAGACGAAAGCAGGCCAACCAAUGAGUCAGAGAAGAGUCAGGAAUUUGAGUCUGAACACCUGGUUACCUGUAUAUUCACAGUCUCACUGGCUGUCCCACUUAAUCUUCCAAGGACUAAGUCUUGGAUUUCCUCAAGACAAGAUGUACCAAGAACAGCAUCUAAAAUGAGAGAAGGAUUAAUUCCAAAAAUGCAUCGUUUUUAUCAUAUGGAGUAUUUUCUUCUACCAGAUGAUACGGAGCCUCGAAAAUUAGAUUUGGUGUUGUUUGGUCCAACAGCUAAGCUAUUUCUGGACAGUGAAUCUAAGUCAGGGACUCCAAAGGAGAAUGAGCGGCCCAGGUCGAAAAAACAAAGCACACUGCAUACCUCAGUUGUGAAACCAUGGCUUGAAAAUGACCAAAUAUGGGUGUCAUGGAAUCAUAGUAUUGAAAUCAAUGUUACCAAUGACUUUCUAGUGAAGCUGAGAGAUCACAAAAUAAAGCUGAGACUAUGGGACAACAAGGAAAAAAUGUGUGCAAAAGCCAAGUUUUGUAAACCAAAAGCAUCACAUUUGGAUCAACCUGAUGUUGAUAGUAAGUUCAUAGUUAGGACUAAAAUAACCAAAUACCUUAUAAACUCUGUGUGAAGAUAAAAGGAUUACAGUGCCCCCUAUGCAGUACCUUAAUAAUUCAUCACCUUACUGAAAUUGAUAACUGCCUUUUAUUUAUGAUUUUUGCUAACUGAAGAAUAAUUGGACAGUGCAUGUGUCACAACUACUCUCUUUUAAUUGUGAGGUUAGAUAUGGUGUGUCUUUAACUGUCUUGUUAUUUCUCUCUCUCUCUGGGUAUGUAAUGCUGCCACCAGGAAUUUAAUUCCAAUUUGAUUAAUUGACCUUUCUGAUAGUAUUGUGGCUAAGCUUUAAGGCUCCUUCAUUAGACUAUGUGGGCCUGAGGAUGAGACUGUUGUAUGGAAAUAACAUAUGA